Molecule: messenger RNA, 1837 nt
Organism: Erythranthe guttata (spotted monkey flower)
Lineage: Eukaryota; Viridiplantae; Streptophyta; Magnoliopsida; Lamiales; Phrymaceae
Product: Zinc finger (CCCH-type) family protein
Molecular function (GO): metal ion binding; mRNA binding
Source: RefSeq, a predicted model, not a curated record
AAAUAGGAAAGUAAAUUCUAUCCAUACUAGUCCACCAGAGUUAAGUAGAAAAAUCAAUUUUAUAAAGUUCUCUCUCUCCUCUCCCCCAAAUUACUCUUCUUACCUGUCUUUUUUUCCAUUUCUGUCAAAUAAAAGUCACUGUAAUUUAUUUGUGUGUUAUUGCCUGAAACAUUCCAAGUAGUUUCUCGAGAAAAAUACGAGUUUUAGACAGUGAGAUCUGGAACCCACUUGUAAUUUUGAAAUGUACGCAGACAGUUGGGUUUUGCGGUGUUACUCGUGGGUGAUAUGUAAAACCCACUUAUUUGAAAGUGAAAUUUAGAAGAAAUUUCUUGCAUUUGGUGUAGUUUGUAGCUAAAUUUGCAGUAUUUUGUAAUUUGUUGUAAGAAAGUUUGUAUCUUUGUCUCUAUCUCUCUGAAGGAGAUAUAUUAGUGCUAGGAUUUUCACUUCUCUUGACUGUAAUAAAUAAAGGUUGAAGGGUUUUUUUUUUUUUUUCUUCUUUUGGAAUUAAAUUUGAUUAGUGGGGUUUUACUUUGUAAAUGGAUUAUAAUCGAGAAAACGGGUUUUCGAGUGGAAAUGUGGUGCAAAUUCUCACCGGAAACUCCGUAAACAAUGUCGAUGAGAAUUGGGGUUCGGCUUCUAAUGAUCAGGCAGUUUGGGCCACCGAAGACGAUUAUGGAAUGUGGAAUAAUGAAAUUUCGAUGGACCUCGAUUCGAAUAAUUACGAAAUUAGGGUUUCGCAAUCCCGAUCGGGGAGCGAGCCCCCGAAUAAAAGAUCAAGAAACUCCCAAUCGGGGGAUUUAGUAGCUUCCAAUAAUAGGUCGAAAGCAAUUGGGAAGAUGUUCUACAAGACUAAGCUGUGCUGCAAAUUCCGAGCGGGCACUUGCCCUUACAUCACAAAUUGCAAUUUCGCACAUAGCUUGGAGGAGCUUCGGAAACCGCCACCUAACUGGCAAGAAAUAGUGGCGGCACACGAUGAAGAAAAGGGGGUUUCGUCUGAGCCGAGAGAGGAAUUUCAGAUUCCGAUUUUGGGUGUUACUGAAGAUGCACAAAGGUCUUAUAAAGGGCGUCACUGCAAAAAGUUUUACACCGAGGAAGGGUGUCCGUAUGGUGAGAGUUGCACUUUUCUGCACGAUGAGCAGUCGAAAGCCCGUGAGAGUGUCGCGAUUAGUUUGGGCCCUGGCAGUGGCGGCGGCGGUGGUGGUGGCGGGGUUGGUGGCGGUGGUGCUGGAGCGGGUGGUGGAGGAUAUGGUGGUGGUAAUGGGAGUAAUGGAAAUGUGAUGACUUUGAAGCCAUCGAAUUGGAAAACGAGGAUUUGUAAUAAGUGGGAGCAAACGGGGUAUUGUCCGUUUGGAACCAAGUGCCAUUUUGCGCAUGGAGCUGCAGAACUGCAUCAAUACGGUGGAGGACCGUUGGAUUCGGAGGUGAACGAUUCGACCACUCCCGACGCCAAGCAAUGGUCAACACCUGCUAAAACUUCAGUUGACUCGGUUCUUGCAUCAAUCAAUUCGGAUAGUUAUCAUAUUAAUGUUCCAUCACAAAGGUUGUCUAGUGUGACACACAAGACUGGACUUAGAGCUGGACGGAAAUGGAAAGGACCCGACAAAAUUAGUAAGAUAUACGGUGAUUGGAUCGACGAUCUCGACUAGACAAUUUAUCUCGUGUUCGAAUAAGUAGCAUGUGCUUUGGACCUUUUUGCCCCCCUUUAUGUUGUAUUGUAAUAGAGUGUGUUGCCUUGUAAAAUACCAACCCCUUUUUUUCUUAUGCAAGUUUUGGUUUUCUUGGUCAAGAUUAUUUGGUCAACUUUAUAUGAUGUUGACAUAUCGAAAUUUCAACUUAU